CGUAUAGACACCUGGACCUGUUGAUAUUUUUCUCCCCUACCCAUUACUCUCUCACAGCGCAGUUGCUGUUCCUCCUUCUCCUCCUCCUCUCCGGUGUAGCAACUUCAUCCGUCGCACCCACACAGACUAGAAGUUGACAAAGGACAGAGCCGUUCAAGAUGGCGUUGCCGAAGAGAAUCAUCAAGGAGACCGAGCGCUUGAUGGCGGAGCCGGUUCCCGGCAUCAACGCGGUCCCCCACGAGGACAACCUGCGCUACUUCGAUGUCUCGAUCCACGGACCUGCACAGUCGCCGUACGAAGGUGGCAUAUUCCGCCUCGAACUGUUCUUGCCUGAGGACUACCCUAUGACUCCGCCCAAGAUUCGCUUCUUGACGAAGAUCUACCACCCCAACAUCGACCGGCUGGGACGGAUCUGCUUGGAUGUGCUCAAGAACAACUGGUCCCCCGCUCUCCAGAUCCGCACGAUCCUACUCUCGAUCCAGGCUCUGUUAGGUGCCCCGAACCCGGACGAUCCGCUCGCCAACGACGUUGCUCAACGAUGGAAGGAAGACGAGCCAGCUGCCAUACAGACCGCCAAAGAGUGGACUAGAACUCACGCCAUGACCUAGAUACAUGUCUUUUGAUUUUGAGAAGGGGGUUGACGGAGAGAAAAAAAGGCGUUUCGGCGGCGACCCUCCCCAACGGUCACUAUGACCAGAACCCCGUAGGCGCAACAGGACGUUUGGACGUGACCCAUGAGACCACACAAAACAGAAGAAAAGUACUGCUUGUUCUUUUCAUUCAAGACUUCCCCUCGACUUAUCGCAUCAGUCUUUCCAGCUACCUCACUUACCCUUUCACCCGAAGAGGGUCGAGGCCGACACUACACAUGAGAAAUUUGGGCUCCGCAACCGCUGAAUUCGCUUUUUGGUCACCUCGUGUAGUCUGUGGGAAAGGCCGUCACUCGUGUCUGGUACAUCUUGUACUGGGCUCAUGGUCUUUUUGCGUUCUUCGAGAAUGUAGUUAGUCUCGCUUAGCCAUGUCGCCAUGUUGGAGCGCUUUCGCAUGGAUAGAUAGCAAUGUACAUAUGAUUUCAC
Molecule: messenger RNA, 1076 nt
Organism: Aspergillus homomorphus CBS 101889
Lineage: Eukaryota; Fungi; Ascomycota; Eurotiomycetes; Eurotiales; Aspergillaceae
Product: E2 ubiquitin-conjugating protein UBC13
Exons: 5
Coding region: 159-608 (149 amino acids)
Biological process (GO): protein K63-linked ubiquitination; DNA damage tolerance
Cellular component (GO): nucleus
Molecular function (GO): ubiquitin conjugating enzyme activity
Source: RefSeq, a predicted model, not a curated record